This is a messenger RNA of Onthophagus taurus, 2962 nucleotides long. It is a transcript of the gene Dis3, whose product is annotated as exosome complex exonuclease RRP44-like protein Dis3. Gene Ontology annotation, cellular component: nuclear exosome (RNase complex); cytoplasmic exosome (RNase complex). Gene Ontology annotation, biological process: rRNA catabolic process; nuclear mRNA surveillance of mRNA 3'-end processing. NCBI's taxonomy places the organism in Eukaryota, Metazoa, Arthropoda, Insecta, Coleoptera, Scarabaeidae. The record is from RefSeq and is a predicted model, not a curated record. Gene Ontology annotation, molecular function: 3'-5'-RNA exonuclease activity; endonuclease activity; RNA binding.
CCAAGCGAACCUAACCUCUAUUUUGUGAACCUAACCUAUCUUUUCUACAUGUUUUCAUAAAUGUUAUUAAAAUGUUUACUACAAAGACUUUUGUACGAAAAAACAAACUUGGAAAUUACAUAAAGCAUACAAGGGAACAUUACAUCCGAGAUGAUAUCUUUUGCGGCUUUAAAUUCUGUGAAACAUGUUCCCAUACAGAAACUAGUCUCUCAAAAGACUUCCAGGUUAAAUCUUCUUUAAUAAAAAAGAAUCAUUAUCUUAUUUUGGAUACUAAUGUAAUUUUAGACCAGAUUGAUGUUUUAGAAGAAGAUGUAAUUGGAAACGUAAUUAUAUUAAAUACAGUCUUAAAUGAGGUUAAACAUCGAAAUUUACCAACUUAUCGCCGGCUAAUGAGCAUAAUUGAUAAUUCGAAACGACAUUUUUAUGUGUUUAUAAAUGAUUUUAAUAAAGAAACUUAUUUGCAACAAGAAAAAGGGGAAACACCCAAUGAUUAUAACGAUAGAUGCAUUAGAAAAGCUUGUUCUUGGUAUAUUCAACAUAUUCCCUGGGAAACUUUUGUGUUUAUUUCUGAUGACAAAGCAAAUAGGAGUAUUGCAAAAAAUGAAGAUAUUUUAUCCUACUCAAUGUCAAAAUAUGUAAGUAGUUUAACUGGAAAAGAAUAUCUUUCUGAUAAGCUCUCAAAAAAAGAUUUCCACCAAGAAGAAAAUGCUGAAAAUGUUUAUCCACCUCAUUUCUCCAUAACAUCAAUUCACCAAGGCAUCAAAGAAUCCACUUUACAUCAAGGAACAUUCCAUGCGUCUCGAGAUAAUUUCUUAGAAGCCACUGUUACAAUUGAUGCUUUUGAGGACCCGGUUAUCGUACGAGGAAGAGUUGGUUUAAACAGAGCUGUAGACGGGGAUUUGGUUGCGAUUGAAAUCUUGAAAAAAGAGGAUUGGAUCGCUCCGAGUGAUUUUAUUUUUGAAGACGAAGCUGGAAAUGAAAACGCGCUUGAAGAUGUCAUCGAGAAAGAACAGAAACUUUCUCAAGUUGGGAAAAAAGGUGAUAUUAAACCGACAGGACGAGUCGUUGGAAUUAUCAAGAGGAAAUGGAGACAAUAUUGUGGGAUUCUUCAAGAUGGGCUUGAUGGUGUUUAUCAACUUUUCAUUCCAGCUGAAAAAAAGAUUCCUAAGAUUCGUAUUGAGACGAGACAAGCUGAGUUUUUGAGGACUCAAAAGUUAAUUGUUGCUAUUGAUAGUUGGCCAAGGACAUCUCGAUAUCCAAAUGGUCAUUUUGUUAGAGCUUUGGGUAAAAUUGGAGAUCAAAAAACUGAAAAUGAAGUUGUUUUAUUAGAACAUGAUGUCCCUCACCAUCAAUUUUCCGAAGAAGUUCUAAAUUGUCUCCCAAAAAUUCCUUGGGUUAUAACGGAAGAGGAUGUUAAUAAACGCGUUGAUUUACGUCACAUAAAUAUUUGUUCAGUUGAUCCACCAGGAUGUACAGAUAUUGACGACGCUUUGCAUUGCCGACAAUUAGAAAACGGUCAUUUCGAAGUUGGUGUUCAUAUCGCUGACGUAUCUCAUUUUAUUCGACCGGGAACUGCUUUGGAUAAAGAAGCAGCUUCUCGCGCGACGACUGUUUAUCUUGUAAAUAACAGAAUCGACAUGGUUCCUGAUUUAUUAAGUUCAAAUUUAUGCUCGUUAAGAGGUGGGGAGGAACGUUUCGCGUUUUCUUGCGUUUGGGAAUUAGACAAAAAAGCCAACAUUAUUAAUACUCGUUUUCAUAAAAGUAUAAUUAAAUCAAAAAAAGCAAUGACGUAUGAAGAAGCCCAAAUUACAAUUGAUGAUGGUUCCCAAACCGAUGAAUUGGCCCAAUCUUUAAGAAAUUUAAAUAAAUUAGCGAAGUUUUUAAAAAAGAAACGAUUAGAAAAGGGAGCUUUAGUGUUGGCAUCUCCUGAAAUAAAGAUAAUGAUGGAUACAGAAACUCACGAUCCAAUCGAUGUAGAAGUUAAAAAAUUAUUUGAAACUAACUCAAUGGUUGAAGAAUUUAUGUUAUUAGCUAAUAUUAGUGUAGCUGAAAAAAUUCUUGAAGAUUUUCCAGAUUGCGCAAUGUUAAGAAGACAUCCAGAACCACCACCAAUUAAUUUUGAUCCUGUCAUAAAAGCUGGAAAACAUUUAGGUUUUGAAAUUCAUAUUGAUUCUGGAAAACAUUUAGCAGAUUCUUUAGAUGCAGCUGUAAAAACUGAUAAUCCAUACUUAAAUACAAUGUUAAGAAUACUUACAACAAGAUGUAUGAUGCAAGCUGUUUAUUUUGCAAGUGGAAUGUUCACAAAAGCCGAAUUUUUUCAUUACGGUUUAGCUGUUCCGCUUUAUACACAUUUUACUUCACCAAUUCGAAGAUAUGCCGAUAUAAUAGUCCAUCGACUUCUUGCAGUUUCAGUGGGUUCUGACUCAACAUAUCCUGAUUUAUUAGAUAAAAGAAAAACUAGCGACUUGUGUCAAAAUUUAAAUUACAGGAAUCGAAUGGCUCAAUAUGCUGGACGAGCUUCCAUAGCUUUUAACACCCACUUAUUUUUUCGUGGAAAAAUUGAAGAUGAAGAAGGUUACGUUUUGUACGUUCGUAAAAACGCUUUACAAAUUUUAAUUCCAAAAUUCGGCUUGGAAUCGACGCUUUAUCUGGGGAAAAAGGGUGAAGAGAAAUUAAGCAUUUUCGAAUACAACGAGGAAGAUCAUACCCAAAAAUGUGGCGAUAUUGUUUUUCACGCUUUCGAUCCGGUUACCGUUCGAAUAAGUUUGGAUUCGAAUAAUAUUCAGCACGAAAAAUUCGUUCUUCAGUUGGUUAAACCAUUUAUUGAAGGGUUCAGUGUGGCACCUUUAAAACCAGGAGAUGAUCAAGAAGAUUUAAGGGCUAGUCCACCUAAAAGGCGGAAGAAAAUGAAAAAAAAUCGAUAAAUAUGAUUUAAUAUUUUAAAAUUGUGUGUUUUUUUUAA